AGACUAGCCCAAGAACUGAUAGACUUAAAUUUGUGAACUCUUUCAAAGUGUUGAGUUUGUGACUUAACUAUUCUUAGAAUUGAAGUCUUCCAAUCCAGUUUAAAAGUCUACAAAGUGUCUGCUAUAAAGAUGAUGCCACUUCUUCUGCUGCUGACUGCUGGAGGCUUCCAGUGUACUCAAGGCUUGCCAAGAUUGAAACGAGAUUUGCAAAACUUGUGUCUGGUGUUCCAGACGUACGUCCCACGUAGCUGUAUGGACUUCUCCAGCUAUGGCUGUAGCUGUGGGCCCAACAAAGCCAGGGCACCCAUAGAUGGCAUUGACAGUUGCUGUGCGGCUAAGGAUCGGUGCUACGCAAAACUAAGUUGUGAUUACAACAUACCGACAGAGGUCAAGUGCAAAAACGGCUCUUGUCGAUGCACAGCGGCGGAUAAAUCUUCCUGCGCCUACAAGGCUUGCAAAUGUGACGUCAAAGCCGCCAAGUGCUUCACCCGCUACACUUUCAACGAGUCUCUCAUCAACUACGACUACACCAAGUGUGCUAAGAAAAUAAAAAAGGGAAGUGGUCGCAAAUGAAAGAAGUUUUGUAAAAAAAGUUGUCUAUCG
This is a messenger RNA of Physella acuta, 603 nucleotides long. Its product is annotated as basic phospholipase A2 3-like. Gene Ontology annotation, biological process: phospholipid metabolic process; arachidonate secretion; lipid catabolic process. Lineage: Eukaryota; Metazoa; Mollusca; Gastropoda; Physidae. The record is from RefSeq and is a predicted model, not a curated record. Gene Ontology annotation, molecular function: A2-type glycerophospholipase activity; calcium ion binding.